AUGUCUUCAGUCCCUCAAGGAGGUCUGAUCCUCGUCACAGGCGCCAAUGGAUACAUAGCAAGCGUGACUGUCCAAGUAUUUCUACAGCGCGGUUAUCGUGUCCGUGGUACCGUCCGUUCAAUCACCGCCAAUGCCUGGAUGAAACCAUUCUUUGGCCCCAAUUUCGAGCUCGUCGAAGUUCCCGACAUUUCGACCCCUGGUGCUUUCGACAAGGCACUCCAAGGUGUAGAUGGCGUGGCCCAUAUGGCUAUGAACAUGGAUAUGAACCCUCAGAACCAAGAAGUUAUCGACAACACCAUCAAUUCGAACCUGUACCUUCUUGAAGCGGUGGCAAGAGUCCCAAGCGUCAAGAGCGUUGUCAUUACCUCGUCACUGGCAGCAUGUGCUCUUCCAACAACUGGCGAACCGUACAAGAUCGAUGUGACGACCUGGAACACUGACGCGAUUAACAAGACAGCUGAACCAUGGGAUGGGCAAGGGAACCCACGAUGGCAUGGGAUCGUGCUAUAUGGAGCCGCCAAAGCACGAAGCGAACAAGCUGCAUUCGCUUGGGUGCAUGAGCAUAAGCCAUCCUUCUCCUUCAACACAGUUGUUCCCAAUGUCAACUUUGGUAUCGCCAUAUCGCCCGAGAACAUGAGCUACCGUAGCUCAGCCGCCGUCAUCGACGCCGUUGUGAAAGGCUACCCCGAUGCGCCGUCUAUCCUACCAUCGCAAUGGUACGUCGACGUUGAGGAUACAGCACUGCUACACCUAGCUGCAUUGACGCUCGACGAUGUGAAUAACGAGCGACUUCUUGCGUUCGGUGGGAGAUAUUGCUGGACUGUGAUUCUCGAGAUACUCCAUCGACGGUUUCCGGACAAGGUUCUGCUUAAGAAUGUGAAAGAGUCAGCUGUGGAUGCAGGAGAGGUAGACAAUAAGAGGAGUGCUGAGGUUUUGAGGAAGAUGGGGAAACUGGAGGGGUUUACAGGUUUGGAGCAAACUCUGGUCAAGGCAGUCAAGACCAUUCUUGAGAAUAAGGAGAAGAAUGUGCCCAAGACGCCCAUUGAUGUGUACUACGACUCACUGGCAAAGGCCUAA
This is a messenger RNA of Fusarium fujikuroi IMI 58289, 1077 nucleotides long. Its product is annotated as related to aldehyde reductase II. Lineage: Eukaryota; Fungi; Ascomycota; Sordariomycetes; Hypocreales; Nectriaceae. The record is from RefSeq and is a predicted model, not a curated record. Gene Ontology annotation, molecular function: oxidoreductase activity, acting on the CH-OH group of donors, NAD or NADP as acceptor. The transcript has a single exon. The coding region runs from base 1 to 1077 and encodes 358 amino acids.